Dicentrarchus labrax (European seabass) is the source of this 3782-nucleotide messenger RNA. RefSeq names its product transmembrane protein 271-like. Lineage: Eukaryota; Metazoa; Chordata; Actinopteri; Moronidae. The record is from RefSeq and is a predicted model, not a curated record. The coding region runs from base 943 to 1731 and encodes 262 amino acids. The transcript has 2 exons.
CCCUACAAACAGCAACCCUUAGGAGAAAAUUAUGCAAGGAUGACGUAGAUAUAUCACAGUAUGUGUGCAACCUAUAUAUAUAAUAUAUCCACUGAGUUAUAUCAUAUCAUUGAGGAGGUUAUAAUUAACCCAAAACUUAAGCUUAUACACCUUUUAUUUGCAGUUUUACCACCAGUACAAAUUAAAUGCAUUGACUCACAGUUACUGCUACCAAACUGACUUCACUACAAGGCUAUGGGGCUUUAAAGGGGGUGUUGAGAAAUUAAUGUUCCUGAAAGUCAAUGAUUUCUGUUCCUGCUGCUGUUUGUUUUCUCGAACGGCAGCCAAAAGUCGUUCACCCACCUUUUCAUUUAACGCCACGUCGCUAUAAACCCACUACAGGGCACCUCAGACGCAUUUAAAGUCCCUGCAGGAGUGUUAUCUGAAGGCCUGUGGGUCACUGGUCAUUGGUCCACUGGACCCUUAAGCAUCUCCGGCUCAAGCAGCCGCCUCCUUCUCUGCCACAAAAACGCCACACACCAUUCACUCCGACGACUUGGCGGACUGCAGAUGAGACUCUCUCUUCAGGAGGAGGAAAAGGGAGGAAAAUAAAAAACUUUUGGUCAGGAGAGUGCUUCAAGAAGCUGAUGGGCGGUUAGGUGAUUUGGGUAAUGUGAUUACUACUUGUGUAUGGAUUAUCGUUAAGUGCAAACAACAACAACAACAAAAAAUUUUAAAAAAAGGGAAAGGAGCGCGUUCUUGGCAUUAGUUAUUUAUAUAUUCCUGUAAAGCGGCGGGGAUGCGAGAGAGAAGCCACAGCGGCGAGGAUCGCCCGCUCUGAACCGGAGGAGUCACCGGCAGAUGAUGUCCCAAUGUGAGAGUGCUUCCAGAGGAGACGAAGGAGAGGACGAAGGAGGAUGAAGAAGGGGGGAGAGGGAUCGAGAGCGGCAGAGGUGGAAUAUAAUGAAGUUGAGUGGGAAAGGACUGUGCACCGUCUUCUCCAGCACCCUCCUCUUCGUGUGCGCCCUGAGCGAAGUUGUCGUUGGAUUAAGAUGCGUCUCGUUGGGAUCUACGGUGAGAGCGCAUUUCCACCUCGGCGCCGCGGCCGGGGCUUUCUACUCCGGGCUACUUGUGGGAAUCGGGCAGGUCCUGCUGGGGAUGGCGCUGCUCUUUUGCAUGGAGAAGCCCGGCUGCAGGAAUUUCUUUCUCCUCGGUGUUGUGGUCUUCUUGUUGGGAGUCCUCACCGCUUUCUCCGGCGCGGUGGUGGACGGGGACACGGCUUCUCUGGUGGAGAGGAAAUAUUCCCAUUACUGCUUCCACUCUUUGGUUGUGAACCCUGCCUGCGAGCAGCUGAGGGAUUACCAGCGGAGUCUGGUCAUCUCCACUGUUCUCAGCACCUUGGAGUGCGUCUUGGGGCUCAUCAACCUGGUGGUCAUCAAAAGGUACAAAUCAGCGCAGUUUUCUAGGAGCCGACAGUCGAGGCAGCGCGCCGGCGCGAUCCUCUUCAGCGAGGAGCGGGACUGCUCUUCGGCGGAUUUCCAGCCGGUGUCUUACAUCAAUUUGGGUGUUUUUAACGUGUUUGACGAGACAGGUGCAGAAGUGCAGUGCGGGGGACACCCGUCAAUCGAGCUGCCGGGAUACUCGCCCACGGACCCGGAGCUCAAUCAUUGCUUCCCUUUCUCCUACCCGCUCCCCAGUGAACUGCCGCCCGCAUACGAGGACAUUUUCCCCGCUGAGGCAUGCAACACAUAGCCGCUCUGGAGCAGCCCCCCCAGCAGCGCUUUUUUCCCUCUGCUGUGACAAUCAAUGACUUUGUGCUUUAAAACAACCCCCCUCCCCACCCACCCCCCAUACAACCACCACUACCAUCCCUCUCUUCUCCUCCUCUCCCAACACCCCCCAACAAAAACCAGAGCAACAGUGUCAGAGCUCUCAUUAUGAGUGAGAAAAAAACCACUACACCAUCGAAGGGGCUUCAAAAUCGCAGAACCACGUGUGUACGGUGUGUUCACAUCACAGGCAGAUUAUUAGGAAUUUAUAGCUUGAUGUGCUGGAAUCACAGUCAAAAGCCACUUUUGGAUUAUUAGAUUCAAUUAAAAAGAGAACAUUUAUAUUUAACUCCAAGUCCAUUUCACAACUCUUUUUCAGGACUUUCAAUCAUAUCACAAGCUUUUUAAUAAUCUGACCAUCACCGUUGCAAUUAAUCAAUACAUUUUGGUCUAUAAAAUGCUAGAAAACAUUUAAUAAUUCAGCUCAUGAUUUCCUAAACCCAAAAGUCACAUCUUCAAAUGUCUUGUUUUUUUCUGACAAAUGGUCCAAAACUGAAAGAUAUUCAAUUUACAAUGAUAUAAAACUGAGAAAGACAACAAACCCUCACACUGGAGAAGCUGUAACCAGAGACUAUUUGGCAUUUUUGGUUUAAAAAAUGGAUCUAACCAACAAAAAAAUUAACACUAAAUAAAUGUUCUGUCUGUAAAACUUGUCAUUUAACUGACUAAUUGUUCUAAUUCAGUUCAAGUGCACUUUAGGACUCCUCGUCUGUCGGCUUGCAAGGAUGAAAGUUCAUUCUUGACAGGAAAUUAUGGCAUUAAAGUCCCCUUACCUGCUUUUUCUAGAACCUUUAACCAUAUCACGUCAUCUUUAUCCACUGUUGACGACUGAGUGAUCGCAUUAACACCACAAACAGAGGUCCUAAAAGUAUAACAGCUACUGAGCUAGCAUUGCAACAGAUCGAGCUCCUUGCAACCAUAAUAACGAGGCCAUAAUGUCACAUUUGGCCUUGCCUGCGACUGGCAGAGUCACAUUUUCAACACUUGAUCAUUUUGUGGUCAAGUUAGCGAGAAUAAAUGUGCAAAGUCUGGUUAGACUAAAAUAAAGCUGGCUGGGGUCUCAGUUUGGCUUUGGGUUUAAAAACCAAAAACUACUUGGUUAGGUUUAGGAGAAGAUCAUACGUAUAUAACUUAAAACAAGUAAAUGUUGAAAUUUUUCUCUCAUGUGUGGAUUGUUUGACCCAUCCAUCCACCCUGUCCUCCUCCCUGUGCAGACUUUGUCGCUUUUUGUACUGCACAUCCAUGCAUGUGUGUAUUUUCAUAUCAAGCUGAGGCAAAACGCGACACUGACUUAUUCUCUCUAGAGGAUCGGUGGGUCGAUUACGUGCUUUUGUGUGACUUGGCUGUAACACCUGAAUUUCCCCAUGGAGGCUCAAAAAAGGAUUACCUUACCAUAGCUGAACCCCAUCCACUGAUGAAGACAGUGUCAUUGUUUGGCAAACUACUAUGUCCAGAGUCAAUAAAGACUUUUAAUUUCUUGAGUCAAACAUGUGGAGACUUGGAUCAAUACAGUGCCCUAGUUGGUGUUGCGGGAGGCUGAUGAGGAUCAGAACCAGUGAUUUAGUGAUUUCAGUCAGGUGUUGAGAUUCCUGGCUAGUUUUUAUCCAACAGUUUGUAUUGCAAAUAAACCUCCAAACUACAGAAAUAUCCACUGUUGUAAAAAUGUGACAUCAUUGUUUGUAUCACUUCACAGGUUACUGUAAUUCAAACGGACAAGCAGACUGUGUAUAGAUGGAGAAAAGGUUCGAUUGACCGCCUGCUGGUUGCCCAAAAGUGGUCAAUGAGGGUCAUGGAUGACUUAACAGUCCUUUAAUGACCGACUUGGACUCUUCACCGACCUGCAGCUGGAUUUGUGGAUUACAAUCGACUCAUCUCACAUGGUGGCCUCCUGAAUUAAUACUUAAUGAAUGCUUUCCCCCGCUGUUGCAAUUUAAUUAUCUUUUAAACUGAGUAUAAACCAAAUUCUCUGCACAA